Messenger RNA from Fulmarus glacialis (Northern fulmar), 2538 nucleotides. RefSeq names its product TBC1 domain family, member 2B (gene TBC1D2B). The record is from RefSeq and is a predicted model, not a curated record. The transcript has 12 exons. NCBI's taxonomy places the organism in Eukaryota, Metazoa, Chordata, Aves, Procellariiformes, Procellariidae. Bases 22 to 2508 code for a protein of 828 amino acids.
UAGGCUGCCACUCGUCAGGAUAUGACGUACUGGCUUCAGGAACUUCAACAGAAGAGAUGGGAAUAUUGUAACAACCUUGAUGCAGCAAAAAGGGACAGCCGAACUUCCCCUACACCAAGUGACUUUUCCAAAGGUCUUGUUGCCAAAGACAACCCUGAUCUGAGUAUCCUAAGUCAAAAUGCUUCAGCAGAGCGAGCUAGAAAUAUUCUAGCUGUGGAGACUUCUCCUACAGACCUGGUGGGGGAACAAGCUGCUUCCCAACCUGCACCAGUCCAGCCAAGUGCCAUCAAUUUCUCACUUAAACAAUGGAGUACCGAAAUCAAAAAUUCAAUGUCCUCUUUAAGAAAAGGAAAUAACGAAAACCGCAAGAGCAUAUUUUAUACCACUGAAGAGUGGGAAUUGCUGGAUCCAACCCCAAAAGACUUGGAGGACUCGAUGGCCCUGGAAGAAAAGAGGAAACACCUGGCAGAAGGAAGUAAAGGACUGACUAGUUCAGCUUUUCCAUUCGAUUUUGGCCGCAUUCCACACAAAACAAGACGCCCGUUAAAAGACAUGAUUGGAUCAAGUAAAAACCGGAACAGCAGUGACUCUUCUCCAACUGAGUGGUAUUCUGGUAACGGCAACAAACUAGUCUCUGAACUGCAACUGAAGUAUCAAAGCCAGCAAGAAGAGUUGGAAAAGCUAAAGAAAGAUCUUUUGAGCCAAAAGGAACUUGUGCGACUUCUGCAGCAAACAGUCCGAUCUUCCCAAUACGAUAAAUAUUUUGCAAGCCGUCUUUGUGAGGGGGUUCCCAAAGACAAAUUAGAGCUGUUGCACCAAAAAGAUGACCAGAUUUUGGGUCUCAACAACCAGCUUGAAAAGUUAAAUCUGGAAAAAGAUAGUCUUAAUCUGAAAUGUAAAGUUGGAGAACUCAAUGAGCAGCUGGGUAUGUUGAUGGAAACUAUUCAAGCUAAAGAUGAAGUGAUCAUGAAACUCUCUCGUCAACUCAGCGAAUGUGAGGACAAUACAUCCUCUCAAAGUGGAGCAGUAAAUUCUUCCGUGGCCUCCUGUACUAAUAAGGAACUACAGGAACUGGACAGACUAAAAGACAAUCUUCAGGGUUAUAAGACCCAGAAUAAAUUUUUAAAUAAGGAGAUUUUGGAACUUUCUGUUCUACGAAGAAAUGCAGAAGCAAGAGAGAGAGAAUGGCAGGCAAAGUAUACUAGCUUGGAAGCCAAACUCUGUCAGAUAGAAAGUAAGUACUUGAUCUUGCUUCAAGAAAUGAAAACUCCUGUUUGUUCUGAGGAGCAGAGUCCUGCUCGUGAGGUCAUCACACAGUUACUGGAAGAUGCCUUGAAAGCAGAAACUAGUGAACAACCAGAACAAGCGUUUUUCAAACCACACCUGGUCAGUGAAUAUGAUAUAUAUGGCUUUCAGACAGUCCCAGAGGAUGAUGAGGAGGAGAAACUAGUAGCAAAAUCACGAGCUUUGGACCUGAAAUCGCUUUCUCUCAGUGAAAAUCGAGAGAUCUCCACAGGGGUAAAAUGGGAAAACUAUCUUGCAAGCACAAUGAAUAGAGAGAUGAUGCGCUGUCUAGAACUAAAGAAUCUUAUUCGAUCUGGAAUUCCACAUGAACAUCGUUCCAAGAUGUGGAAAUGGUGUGUCAAUCUCCAUGUUAAAAAAUUCAAGGACAGCACUGUUCCUGGGUACUUCCAAACCUUGCUUCAAAAUGCUCUGGAAAAACAAAAUCCUGCAUCCAAACAAAUUGAAUUGGAUCUCUUGAGAACUUUGCCAAACAACAAACAUUAUUCUUCCCCAACAUCCGAAGGAAUCCAGAAGCUGCGAAAUGUGCUGCUGGCAUUUUCAUGGAGAAAUCCUGAUAUAGGGUAUUGCCAAGGACUCAACAGAUUGGUAGCAAUUGCACUUCUGUACUUGGAACAGGAAGAUGCUUUUUGGUGUCUAGUAACAAUAGUGGAAGUUUUCAUGCCUCGUGAUUAUUAUACUAAGACACUGCUAGGAUCUCAGGUUGAUCAGCGAGUAUUCAAGGAUUUGAUGAGUGAGAAGCUUCCACGACUGCAUGCUCAUUUUGAACAAUACAAAGUUGACUAUACUCUUAUAACUUUCAACUGGUUUCUUGUGGUAUUUGUGGACAGUGUGGUUAGCGACAUCCUUUUUAAAAUCUGGGACUCCUUCCUGUAUGAGGGACCAAAGGUAAUAUUCCGAUUUGCCCUGGCACUUUUUAAAUACAAAGAAGAGGAGAUCUUAAAACUGCAAGAUUCAAUGUCCAUUUUCAAGUACCUUCGAUAUUUCACACGCACUAUACUUGAUGCUAGGAAGCUGACUGGUAUUGCUUUUGGAGACCUGAAUCCUUUUCCAUUACGUCAGAUCAGGAACCGGAGGACCUACCACCUGGAGAAAGUGCGUCUUGAACUGACUGAACUAGAAGCCAUUCGUGAGGAUUUCCUGCGUGAACGAGAGACGUGUGUAGAAAAAAGAGACCUUAUUAGUGAUGAUGAGGAGGAUAGUUGAAACUACUCAACAUAAACUUUUCUUUGGGAU